UUCAGAUCGAUUUGUUUAGAUGGAACGGAUAUUUUAUGAAUCGUUUUCCAUUGCGACCAACAAGUAAUUUGAAGAAAGUUAACAGAAUACUGUGCACAAUCGUUUCGUAGAUCUAAUUUGUGUAUAUCUAAUUUGUGUGUUGUGUCAUUAACUUGAGCACGUGGAGCAAAAGUCACGCUUAGCAUUGCAAACAGAAAGCAACAAAGCUUACAUUCAUCCCCCACCCGUGUGCCGUGUUGGGAAUCCUUUAUCAAUUAUGGUAUACCAAGCCUCGUUUGCCGUUUAAUUCAGACCGAGGCCUAUCGUGGAUUAAACGAUGCGCCAACGCGUUUUGGAGCUAGGCAAACAUGAAAGCUUACAAAUAUUUACUGCUUCUUGCGGUGACAUCCUUUUUACUCCUGUGCUACUACAUCUACCGAGUGGGCAAUGCUCCCACGUACGGCGAACCGGAUUUGGUUAACCAGGCUUUUGGGGCAGCAAAUAAGCUUGUCGCACAGAGGAAACCGUCGGAAGAUGUUCUACCAAAUGGGACGGAAAUAGCAGUGGUGGUCGUUGCGUGCAACGAGCGGCACAACGAAGCACUGAACAUGAUUAAAUCCGCGAUAAUGUUCAACCGCAAUCGAGCUCCGUUGCGGUUUGUCAUAAUUGCGGAGGAGAAGCUGAAAAUAAACUUCAUGGAAAAGCUUAACGAUUGGCAGGAGCUUACGGAGCGCAUAUUUACAUACGAAAUCCAUUCAUUAACAUUUCCUCGCGCCAAUCAAUACGAAUGGAGGAAACUUUUUAAGCCAUGCGCAGCGCAGCGCCUGUUCCUUCCUUCGCUUCUGACACAUCACGAUGCGGUGCUGUACGUAGAUUCCGAUACAGUAUUUCUGUCUCCGGUGCAAGAAAUAUGGACACUGCUGCAGAACUUCAACGCAUCCCAGUUUGCCGGCAUGGCACCGGAACACGAGGACAAGAAUGCGGGAUGGUACAAUCGCUUCGCCCGACAUCCGUACUACGGCGAGCUUGGUGUAAAUUCCGGCGUGAUGCUGAUGAACCUUACUCGAAUGCGCGAGUUCCGCUGGGAGGAGCACAUACUGCCAAUCUUUCGUGAGUAUCGGCUGCAGCUCGUGUGGGGUGACCAGGACAUUCUGAACGUGCUCUUCCACUACCAUCCGGAUCGGUUGUUUGUAUUUCCCUGCGAAUGGAACUAUCGGGCCGACCAUUGCAUGUACAUGAGCGUGUGCGAAGCGCCGGACGGUGUGAAAAUCAUCCACGGCAACCGAGGGUACUUUCACUCACGGGCGCAGCCCAUUUUCAACCUUAUCUACACGACCAUAGAAGAGUAUACCUUCCGCAGCGAUGUCUAUGGUAACUUUAUCCGCACAAUCGAAGAAUCACUGGUGCUACCAAGUAACUCGAACUGUGAUAAACUUUUGGACAAAUUUCUUCAGGAUCCUCGAAAAUACUUCAAGGAAAAUCAGUACGACGAUAUGGCUCAGCAGUGAGCGUUGAUACGUAUAGUUAACGAUAUUAUUUCUCAACUCUCAACCACCCAACUUUGACUCGAACUCGCAACGUCCAUUCCGAGGUACAUACUGCCAGGGAUAACUUAAGAGAUAAACGACCAAUCGGUAUGGAGGGGAUUUCAUUAGUUGGUAGCGAACAAUAUCAUACGAACAAAAGUAGUGUUUUCGAUGUAAGUAGUGUAGUAUAAAAUAAUGAAUGUGUGUAAAUAAACAUGAUA
Anopheles coustani is the source of this 1726-nucleotide messenger RNA. RefSeq names its product glucoside xylosyltransferase 2 (gene shams). Gene Ontology annotation, molecular function: UDP-xylosyltransferase activity. The record is from RefSeq and is a predicted model, not a curated record. The coding region runs from base 348 to 1487 and encodes 379 amino acids. Gene Ontology annotation, biological process: protein O-linked glycosylation via N-acetylgalactosamine. NCBI's taxonomy places the organism in Eukaryota, Metazoa, Arthropoda, Insecta, Diptera, Culicidae. The transcript has 3 exons.